Messenger RNA from Colossoma macropomum (tambaqui), 4848 nucleotides. It is a transcript of the gene smim29, whose product is annotated as small integral membrane protein 29. Lineage: Eukaryota; Metazoa; Chordata; Actinopteri; Characiformes; Serrasalmidae. Bases 348 to 653 code for a protein of 101 amino acids. The record is from RefSeq and is a predicted model, not a curated record. The transcript is spliced from 5 exons.
GCCAGGAGGUGGUGUGUGGAUCUGCUGAGCUGCUGUCUGGAAGACCCGUGAUCUUUAUUUUCGAUUUUUAUUUUCCCGUCGACUCGGCGCGAGCAGGCUGGGGUUAAAGCUCUGGAGGUUUCCGGAAAUAUUCGGAUUGUGUUUUUUUGCUGUUGGUUUGAUUUUUGUUUGUUUUUAGCUGCAGUGCUGCUGGAAAUUUCACUAUCACCGCCCUGUAAUUCACUGGACAAGGAGAAAGCAUGAGGGAGUCAUGUGAAUACCAAGGAUGAGGCACAAACAGCUGGCAGCAAAGCGGACGAGCCAAGGCUUUCCACGGCCAAAAAACUCCUUCAGCUCUUUGCCGAGAAAUGAAUACGACCACCCAGCCCCCGCACAUCAUCAGCGACAACGUGUCGGUCAGCUAUGUGCUGCUCCCUUUUUUCCUCAUCACUUUAAUUGGGAUUAUUGUAGCAGCGGUGAUGUACUUCAGGAGGAAGCAAAGGAUUGAUAGGCUGCGGCACCAGCUGCUUCCAGUUUACACAUACGACCCUUCAGAGGAGCUGAGCGAGGCUGAGCAGGAGACGCUGUGGAGGGAGGAGGACACCAAGGUGGUUCGGGGCUGGAUGAGUAAUUACCAACAACACUGGCCUCUAACGAAGGACCCUAAUGCCUGAGGAAUGAAGUGCUGAGCUGGACACUGGUAAAAACUGGAGUGACCAUGGUGUAGCACAGCGGCUGUGGUUUAUUGAGGGCCAUGGUCCAGUCACGGCUGUUUCCAUGGUUUCGCUCGCUCUGUUACGGUCUCAGUCAUCUUACCUUUGGCCCUUCUUUAUAGUCCUGAAAGCUGUGCUGAUGCAGGCUGUAAAGCACUGGACUCUGUGGGAUGGAGAGAUAUUUACCCCUCUGGUCACAUGAAGUCAGCAAAACUGAAAAUUCGCCUUCUGCGUCUGUGUAUUUAUGACCGACUGUUCUCUGACCUCUGUGCUACGACUUUUAUUCUGCUUUUUUCAUUUUUUAGAUCACUUGUUACAGAAUUUACAUCACCACUUAUGUGUCUUAACUUUUAACUAUGCAGAUACACAGAGGAGCUGCUAAACGACACUGCAGUGCUAGCUGUUUUGCUGUAUAUAUCGUCACUGCGUCACUGUCAGAACAAGACUUUGUAUCAUAAAUCAGUACUUUUUCAGGAGGGCUUUAACUUUUAAUGUUACAUGUGUAAUGAACAGCUGGUGUUUUCACAUGGUGUUAAAGGGCCCAUAUCAUGGAAAACCAGAUAUUUUAAGUUUAAAUUAGACUUUAAUGCAGUACGUAAACAUUACCAAAAUUUAAAAACUUGCCAUUCACUCCCCAGUCCAUAUAUACAAAGUAAGUUGCAAAUACAGCUUAUUGUUUUUUGUGAUGGCAUGAAAAUCAACACAUUUACAAAUAUUCAGUUUAGCUCAACCCAUACACACUGAAGCUAUAAGGAGCAUAAACAUACGUAAGGAAAUAUAUGGCUCUGUCAAGUGUGGGCAGAGCUAAGCCUUCAUUAAAGUUGCUAACUUUUGCAAAAAAAGUUGGACGCAAAUGAUUCUGAUGAAUCGGUUAGGAAAACUAACACGUUUUACAUAUAUUCACCUAUUCAGCCUACAGCAGUUUAGCCCCGCCCACUCACACUGUUAUAAGGGGUGUUUCAACCUGGAAUGCUUUUUGAAUGAGGCAUAGAACAGGGUAACUAAUCAAAACAGAUUUCAUUUACAUAUAUCAUUCUGAAAGACACUAACAAGAGCAGGCUGUUCAACAAAUAAACAGAGGUUGGGAAAUGUAAAAUUGUAAAAUGUAAAAUUGAAUUAUGACGACGUAUAAAAGCCCACAUAGAUGUUAGAAGUGGACUUGAGGGGGAAGAAGAAAAACAAGAAAAAUGUAGGAUUGGGACACUUUGGGGAAAAAAAAUGAGUUACAAGGUUUGCUCUGACUGCGACGACCUGAAAAUGUUUAAAUUCACUAUAACUAUUCAGAGCUUUUGGUUUGGGGAACUGAGUUUUAGACUGAAGUUGGAUAAAGUCACACCAUCCCUAUUAAAACCCCUCAGAAAAUGGACCUGUCUGGUGUGGCAUGUACAAAAACAAGCUCAAGCUUUUCAGAAGGUCAUAUUUUAUCCCAUCCAGAAUCAUCACUCACACAAGCAGGGUGGAGCUACUAGAGAGUGGUUUCUAAUAAAUUGGUCUGUAUAUGCAUGUGGGGCAGCACAGUGGUGCUGUGAGGCACGGUGAAGAAGGGGCUGGGUUUGAUUCCCCAGAUGGGCAACCGGGGUUCUCCCUGUGUCUGUGUGGGUUUCCUCCAACAGUCCAAAGACAUGCAAUCAAGCCAAUUGGAGAUGCUAAAUUGGCCCUACACACACAUACACACUCUGGACAGGUAGCCAGUCCUUAGCAGUAUAUGUAUAUAAGCCGUAUAAGUAUGUAAGCUGUUAAAUUUCAUUGUUAUAAGAAUGGACUGUGCAGGUAAGCAAAACCUACAUACCCUUUAUUUGACCCACAUAGGAAGCUUGUUUGUUGUUUACAGGAUGUUUAGAAACAUACAUUUCUUCAUACAGCAUUUUACCAUUAUGUUCACUUCUCAUUCUCUAGACACCGGAAGAUUUGUGACUAGGAAGGGUUUUACGUGCUUGUUUCAGAUGUUUACACAUGUUUGAGUAAAGACUUGUUUAUGUGACACACUGUAAAGUCAGAGAAACCUCUGUCCCUUUUUUAACCAAACAGUGCGACUAUAUAAAUGAUGUAAAAGGUACAAGAACUUCUCUUCUUGUUAGUGAAAGAUGCUGUAAAACCACUCUGGUGUAGUUUGAUCACAGGUACUGACAAUGGCUCACGUUUAUCAGACUUGGAGUAAUAAUACUGAUCUAGGACCAGCUUAUGCCUUUCAUCUAACAUUAAUUAAAAUUCCUUGACCUUAUGAGACCUGAUCUUAGAUCAGUGCUCUUACUCUGAGUUGCUUGAUAAAUAUGAAGCUGGAGCCAGAUUGAACAUGAAAAAGUGCACGCCCUGGUAGUCUUGUUGCUAGCAUAGGACACACCCAACUCCAAAACAGUUGGAACAGUAAGAAAAAUGUAAAUAAAUACAGACAACAGUGAUUUGCAAAUCCAUUUUGACCUGUAUUCAAUUGAAAACAGUACAAAGACAAGAUAUUUAAUGUUUCAAUUAAUUAACUUUAUUUGUUUUUUGUACAUAUAAGCUUAUUCUACAUUUGAUGCCUGCAACGUGUUCCAAAAACCUUGGGACAGGGGCAUGUUUACCACUGUGUGACAUCACCUUUCCUUUUCACACAGUUUAGUAAUUGUUUGAGAAAUGAAAACAAUGAUUGUUGUAGUGGUGAAAGUGGAAUGUUUCCCAUUCUUGCUUCAUAUAACGCUUCAGCUGCUCAGUAGUCUGGGUUUUCCGUUGUUGUAUGCUGUGUAAUGCACCACACUUUUAAUGGGCGACAGUUUUGGACUGCAGGCAGGUCAGUCUAGCACCUGCACUGUGUUCAUACGAAGCUACAUGCAUUAUGUGGCAUGACCUGAACCCAAUAGAGCAUCUCUAGAGAGUGAAGCUUCCAAGUAGAAUGAGAGAAAUGUCCAAAAGAAUGGUGUGCCAAGCUUGCAGGAUCAUUUCCAACAUGACUUAAGGCUGUCAUUGCUGUCAAAAGUGCUUUAAACAAGUACUAAGUGAUGGGUCUGAAUACUUAUGUAAAUGGGAUAUUUCAGUCUUUUAUUUUUAAUAAAUUUACAAAACACUUCAGUAAGCUGUUUUUUGCUUCAUCAUUGUGGAGUAUUGUGUGUAGACUGAGGAGAAAAAAACACUGAGCUUUAAAGGUGCCUUCACAGAUGUGGAAGUUACCAAGUUACCCCCAGUGUUUCCCCAGAUGCUGGCAACAAUCAGGAUUGUCUUUUUCCUAAUUGGCCUGGAAAACUGAUGAGUUUUGGCCCAGAGAAGUCGGUGGCGUUUCAGGGUUAUGUUUAAAUACGGCUUCUGCUUUGCACAGCAGAGUUUGAACCAUAUCAGUUUUUAAAGCAGUGCCGUCUGAGGGAUCGAAGGUUACGGUCAUUCAAUUGUGAUUUUUGGCCUUGUCCUUUACACACCAAUUUCUCUGGAUCUUUUAAUAUCAUGAACUGUGGAUGGUUAAGUCACUAAAUUCCUUGCAAUUGUGUGUUGAGAAACGUUUGCUUACAGUUUUUGCAAACUGCCAAACUUUGACCCAUUCUUGCUCAUAAAUGACUGAAACUUAUGUGAAUGCUCUUUUUAUACUCAAUCAUGAUAGUAUCACCUGUUACUUAUUCACCUGUUUACCUGUGGAAAGUUUCAAAACAGGUGUUGUUAUCAUCCCACGAACUUCAGCCUUACAUUUCUCCUGUCUCAACUUUGAAUGUGUCGCAGGCAUAUUUUGGAACCAGCAUAAACGUACAAAAAACAAAACAGCUGAUAAGGUAAAACAUCAGAUAUCCCUUAUUUGUACUGCUUUUAAUAAAAUACCUGUAAAAGACAGUUUACAAAUCACUGCUUUCUGUGUUUAUUUGCAUGUUACCUAAUAUUCCAGCUUUUUUUGAAUUGGGGUUACAUGUUGUAAUGCACUGAAUGUAUUUGAUUCAAACGUGUACUUCAUUUCCACUUGAGUAAAAUAUAAUCAACACAAUUAGGGAUAGAGUAAACUGAAAGACAACACUGUGUUGAAGUAAUGUAGUUAACCCACGUGGAAAUGAUGUACACAUUUCAAUCAAGCAAAUUCAGUGCAGCACUUCUUUCAGUGUGUGACAUUUCCACUCCUGUCUGAUAAACAGAAUGAGCGUUUGAGACUUUUUGGGUCAAGGAUCAAUUUAAACAGCCAAAUAAAUAAAAAUGUCAUUGUUUUGUA